This is a messenger RNA of Phycodurus eques (leafy seadragon), 1771 nucleotides long. Its product is annotated as serine/arginine-rich splicing factor 6-like. NCBI's taxonomy places the organism in Eukaryota, Metazoa, Chordata, Actinopteri, Syngnathiformes, Syngnathidae. Gene Ontology annotation, biological process: alternative mRNA splicing, via spliceosome; mRNA splice site recognition. Gene Ontology annotation, molecular function: mRNA binding. Bases 74 to 1129 code for a protein of 351 amino acids. The transcript is spliced from 6 exons. Gene Ontology annotation, cellular component: nucleus; cytoplasm; ribonucleoprotein complex. The record is from RefSeq and is a predicted model, not a curated record.
ACCAUUUUUUUUCCAGCUUAGCUAACGAGCAGCAGUAAAGAAGGUUCGCGAAAAGGCUGUCGAGCGAUUCAACAUGCCUCGCGUUUACAUAGGACGACUUGGCUACCACGUCCGCGAAAAGGACAUCCAGCGGUUUUUCGGCAGCUUUGGCAAGCUCUUGGAAGUCGAUUUAAAAAACGGAUACGGUUUCGUGGAGUUCGAAGACAACCGGGAUGCCGACGACGCCGUGUACGAGCUGAACGGGAAGGAUCUGUGCGGCGAGAGGGUGAUCGUCGAGCAUGCCCGCGGGCAUCGGCGGGACCGGGAUAGCUACAGUGGGGGCAGCUGGGGUGAUGGGCGCAGUAGCGGUUACGGCAGCCGGAGCCGCACAGGCAGAGACAAGUACGGGCCCCCGGUCCGCACCGAAUAUCGUCUGAUUGUGGAAAACCUGUCAAGCCGCUGCAGUUGGCAGGACCUCAAGGAUUUUAUGCGUCAGGCGGGCGAGGUCACUUACGCCGACGCCCACAAGGAGUGCGCCAACGAGGGAGUGAUCGAGUUCCGCAGCCAGUCGGAUCUGAAGCGCGCUAUUGACAAGUUGGACGGGACGGACAUUAAUGGGAGAAAGAUUCGCCUGGUGCCGGACCGGCCUCGCAGGCGCAGGUCCUAUUCUGGCAGCCGAUCCAGGUCUCGAAGCCGCCGUCGCUCCCGCAGCAGGAGCCGUAGGAGCAAGAGCUCCAGGAGUCGCUCCAGAUCCAAAUCUAGGUCCGGUUCGCGCAGCAACAAGAGAUCUGCGAGGAAGUCUCGCUCCAAGUCAGGCGAGAGCAAGUCGCGUUCUCGCAACCGCAAAUCCCAUUCGAGAUCGAAGUCCAAAUCCCGAUCCCCCGAGCGCAAAUCGAAGUCCCGCUCGAAGAGCCGCUCCAAAGUGAAGUCUGAGCGGGAUUCCCGUUCCCGAUCCAAGGAGAAGGUUGACGAGAAGUCCCGCAGUCGCUCGGCCUCCCCCGUAGAGAAUGGUAACGACGACCGCGAGCCCAAAUCCGCAUCGCGCUCCCCUUCCCCGCGCGAGGACGACCGCCGGUCCCCUUCCGGAGAGAGGCGCUCGGCCUCCCGUUCGAGAUCUCGUUCGCGGUCUAGAUCGGCUUCUCAGGAUUAGUACAGAACUUCACAUCGAGUCCCAGUCCUUGGCUGUACAACGCGAGCAGUGUGGACAUGCUGGUUUCUGCUUCCCGGAUUGUCCACAUCGGUCUUUAAAUCUUUCUUCUCGCUGCAGUAAGACAGGCUACACAGCCGACUGGUUUCCAAAUAGAUGUUCAAAUAAAGUAAUUUUGAUUUUUCCAGGGUUGUGCUUGUUGUAUGCAUUGCCCCCCCCCCCCCCCCCCCCCACCCCCAACAAAAUCCAAUCUUUAAUCCUUGUGGAGAAUGGGUCAGGUUUCCUUAGAACUUUAAUGCACCGUUGACAAAGCUGAUGUACAUCGCGGUCUCGCCAGAAAACAGUACUUAAGACAUUUCAGGAGCUUGUGUGUGAUUUUUCUUUCCUUAACUUCCUUUCCACAUAGAACUGUUAAGAGAAAUGCUUUUUUUUUUUUUUUUUUUUUUUUUUUAUUAUAUAAAUUCACCACAAAGGUGGCAGAAUGUUGUUACCUUUGAACUUAAAUACAGCUGAGUUGGGAAUGUAUACCUGUUGACUUAUUCUCCUUGUGUUUUUUUUUUCUCCCUUUCAUACUAGCAACUCAAAUUAUUAUUAUUUUUUUUAAUAUAAAAGGGUUGUGUGUUUAAUUAAAGGUCUUAAAACUCA